AUGAGGGUGCCGAAGGUGAAGGGGUUGCUGAAGGCACAAAGUUGCAUGUCGCAAGGUGAUGUGGCUGGGCACGAGGGUGCCGAAGGCAUAAGAAUUGAAUGUCGUAAAGGCGAUGGGCCUAGGCAUGAGGGUGAGCAUAGUGACACAAAACUUGCGUGUUUGCAAGGCGAUGUGCUUAAUCACGGGGGUGCCAAAGGCAAAGAGGAUGCCGAAGGUAGCACAAAGGUGUUGUUCGGUUAUUUGCAGUUUGGUUUGGGCUAUGGAGGUCGACACAAAGUAGUUGCUGAUCGGUGGUUUGACUCCUAUGAGUUUGGUAAAAGAUGGCUACUGACCGGUAGCUUUGGAGCAUGGCGUCCUUGCGGUGGUCUCGCCAAGGAUGGUCUCUUCGGUACUUUGCACUUUGAUCUUGAGACCAUCCUUCAAGCUAAAAUUCGUCCUCUGUUUGUAGUUCCAGAGAAGUCUUUCAUAGGAUUCUUCCAUCCUGAAGAACUAGAAAACAGGGAUUUUGAGUUCCUUCAGGGUGCCAUUUCCUUCGAUAGCAACUAUGAGAUCAGUCGUUCUGCAUCAGAAUGUGCCUGCAAUAUUUAACCUCUGGUCUACAUUGUGAGUUGGAACGACCAUUUCUUUGUAUUUAAGAUAGAGCAGGAUGCUUUCUACAUAAUUGACACAUUAGGGGAGAGGUUGUAUGAAGGUUGCAACCAGGCCUAUAUCCUGAAAUUUGACAAAGACACAACAAUCCAAAUAUUACCAAGUGAGGCCAAAGCAUCAUAUGAGAAAUCUGGAAAUCGGGUGCGACCGAACAACUGUAAGGAAACUAAAGCUGAAGGGGCUCUUGUAGUUGUAUGCAAAGGAAGAGAAGCUUGCAAAGAUUUUAUUAAGAGCUUUUUGGCUGUUAUCCCUAUAAGGGAAUUGCUGGCGGAUCUUAAGAAGGGUUUGAUGGCAUCAACACCUCUUCGUCAUCGGCUACAAAUUGAAUUCCAUUGUACCAAGCUCUUGCAGUCAAUGGAUGAAUAUUCUGUAAGAGAAACAGCAGCUGCUGCACCAGCAAUGGCAAUGGCAUUGGCAGUUGCAUAA
Messenger RNA from Prunus dulcis (almond), 1074 nucleotides. RefSeq lists its product as uncharacterized. The record is from RefSeq and is a predicted model, not a curated record. Lineage: Eukaryota; Viridiplantae; Streptophyta; Magnoliopsida; Rosales; Rosaceae.